CCUCCUCACAUUUAACCGAGCACCUGCAGCGCACCAACUUGUCGUCACUUCUCAGAUGGCAUCAUUCCCACAGUUGUCCCUAUUGCUCCUCUUCUCCUCCUUCGCCCUGUUCUUCCGAGGAACCUCCGGCGACGACUCCGGUUGGCAGAGCGGGCACGCCACCUUCUACGGCGGCGGCGACGCGUCCGGUACCAUGGGGGGGGCGUGUGGGUACGGCGACCUCUACAGCCAAGGGUACGGGACGAACACCGCCGCCCUCAGCACGGCGCUGUUCGGUGACGGGGCCAGCUGCGGCGCCUGCUACGAGCUGCGGUGCGCCGACGACCCGCAGUGGUGCCUCCCGGGCUCGAUCGUGGUCACCGCCACCAACUUCUGCCCGCCCAACUACGCGCUCCCCAACGACAACGGCGGGUGGUGCAACCCCCCGCUGCAGCACUUCGACAUGGCCGAGCCCGCCUUCCUCCAGAUCGCCCAGUACCGCGCCGGCAUCGUGCCAGUGGCCUUCAGAAGAGUGGCGUGCGUGAAGAAGGGCGGGAUCAGGUUCACGAUCAAUGGCCACUCCUACUUCAACCUGGUGCUGGUGACCAACGUGGCAGGCGCCGGCGACGUGCGCGCGGUAUCCAUCAAGGGUUCCGCCACCGGGUGGCAAGCGAUGUCGCGCAACUGGGGGCAGAACUGGCAGAGCAAUGCCUACCUCAACGGUCAGUCUCUCUCCUUCCAGGUGACCACCAGCGACGGCCGCACCGUCACUAGCUACGACGUCGCCCCAGCCGGCUGGCAGUUUGGCCAGACUUUCGAGGGCAGCCAAUUCUAGUUUUACCUCCUCAACCCAACCAUAUAUAUAUAUAUAUAUAUAUAUAUAUAUAUAUAUAUAUAUAUAUAAGCUGAGGUGGAAUGUUUAUCACCCGCUAAGGCCUUCUCUUAAUUUAGAUUAGUAUGAUUAACUAGAUGUUUAAUUGGCUUGUGAAGAAGAGAUAGGGAAAGAGAGUGUCACAUUUGUGUACUUGUGGUAUGUGGCCAAUGUAUUUGUGGCCACGUAUGUAUGUGACAAGUAUAAAAACAUACGGUGUAUGUGGAUUAGCACUUAAUCAUAUCUUCCUACAUCUAUGUGAUGCACCCAAUCCAGAUUCUUUCA
This is a messenger RNA of Musa acuminata AAA Group (dessert banana), 1135 nucleotides long. RefSeq names its product expansin-A2-like. Gene Ontology annotation, biological process: plant-type cell wall organization. Lineage: Eukaryota; Viridiplantae; Streptophyta; Magnoliopsida; Zingiberales; Musaceae. The record is from RefSeq and is a predicted model, not a curated record. The transcript is spliced from 3 exons. Gene Ontology annotation, cellular component: extracellular region. Bases 56 to 814 code for a protein of 252 amino acids.